Molecule: messenger RNA, 1073 nt
Organism: Oncorhynchus nerka (sockeye salmon)
Lineage: Eukaryota; Metazoa; Chordata; Actinopteri; Salmoniformes; Salmonidae
Product: immunoglobulin lambda-1 light chain-like
Exons: 4
Coding region: 102-827 (241 amino acids)
Source: RefSeq, a predicted model, not a curated record
CUCCUUAUAGGUGGGUCCUGCAGCCUCUCCUCUCCUCACACUCCAACCCUGCUCAUCUCUCAGCUGUACAGUAAGGGCCGUUCACACCUCACACUGACAACAUGCUGGGGACACUCUGCACUCUCUUCACUGCUCUAACAUGUGUUCAUGGUGUCAUUGUGUUGACCCAGAAGCCAUCUGUCCAGAGCAAAACCACAGGAGAGGAGGUCACUAUGGACUGUAACAUUGGCAGAUUUGAUAGAAACUAUGUCCAUUGGUAUAAACAGGUUCCUGGUGGGGUUCCUCAGUAUGUUCUGAGCUUUAUCUACGGUGACAGUUCUUCUGAAUAUUAUGGGCCAGGUUUCUCCUCUAGUCGGUUCAACUCUGAAUCCACCUCAGACUUAGAUUAUCAGUUCAUCAUUAAACAGGUAGAGGCAGGAGACUCAGCAGUGUAUUACUGUCAGACAUAUGAUGAUUCUGCUGAAGAGUUCGUAUUCGGACCAGGAACCAAGCUCAUUGUUACUGACUCUACCCUCCCUCCGCCUGUCUUGACCAUCCUCCCUCCGUCCAGCGAUGAGUUGAAGUCCAGCAAAGUCACCCUGGUGUGUCUGGCCAGUCAGAUGGCCAUGGGCUACGCUGAUGUCAGCUGGACAGCGGGAGGGAAUCCGGUCACCGGCGGCGUCGCUACGAGUGGCCCGGUGCCAGCCGACAAGACGUUUCAACUCAGCAGCUGUCUGACCGUUGACACGUCAGAAUGGAACCAGGACAAAGUGUUCUCAUGUAAAGUCACCGCGGGAUCCAAGUUCGCAGAGAAAGACAUCAAGAAGUCUGAAUGCAGCACUGAAUAGCCUGAGAACCAUUGUAAUGUCCAUUUCAUUUUCUACAUCACUUUUCAAGUUAUUGUUAAUGAAUGAUAAGUUUUACCUGCAUAUAUACAUUAUGUUCCAUAAAAGAUAAAUAGCUAAUCACACUGAUAUCAUAGGCUACAUGAUAGACUUGUUAUAUUUGAAAUGGGUUGUUUUGCAGAUUUAUAAUAGAGGAAUAGUUAGAGCUUUGCUGUAUUGUGGAUAUUCAAUAAAGAACAUUCUAAAGAA